AUGAGAGUCGGCGAGUGCAGGGACAAGAAGCGCAGGCUAACGCGGCUGCUGCCGCUCGUCGAGGAAAAGGCGGAGGUGGACGAGGAGGACGUGGACGAGGGAGACAUCGUUGGGGGGGACGUGUUAGAGGGAGCCGUAGUCAAGGGGGACAUUGUCGAGGGGGACAUCGUCGAGGGGACAUCGUCGAGGGAGACAUCAUCGAGGGAGACAUCAUCGAGGGAGACACAGGGCCAUGAGCAUACCGUGAGUCGACCCGUAUCUGCCAACCAUGGCUCGUUCUUGCGCGCGGGCCCGCGGAAACCCCCGGCGGGUGAUUCCCUCUCUGCGUCGAUUUCCUCUCUGCGUCGAUUUCCUCUCUGCGUCGAUUUCCUCUCUGCGUCUGGUCUGGUCUGGGCUGGUCUGGUCUUGGGGGAGAAAAUCGCCAAAUCUCAAGUUGAUCUCGACGACCGGUCUGAAUAA
Messenger RNA from Fonsecaea monophora, 459 nucleotides. RefSeq lists its product as hypothetical. Lineage: Eukaryota; Fungi; Ascomycota; Eurotiomycetes; Chaetothyriales; Herpotrichiellaceae. The transcript is spliced from 2 exons. Bases 1 to 459 code for a protein of 152 amino acids. The record is from RefSeq and is a predicted model, not a curated record.